AUGAUGGACGAGGUGGUUAGCGCGGACCAGAUCUACCAGGUCCAGCUCGCCCACCAGCAGCAGCUCCACGCGCAGCUGCAGCAGGUCAGCGCCAACGUCGCCCAGCAGCUCGCGGCCGCGUCGACCGCCAGCUUUCCCUUUCCUCGCAACUCGCCCGACUUCGCGUGCGAGAACGUCGGCGACCGCAUCAAGGGCAAGCGCCGCAAGUACUGCCCGCACGAGGUCACGGCGCUCGUGCUCGGCGUCCAGCGCUACGCCGACGACAGCUGCCCGUGGAGCAGCAUCCUCCGCGACCCGCACCUUGGCCCGCUCUUCCACGGCCGGUCGGGCGUGGAUCUCAAGGACAAGUGGCGCACGCUCAUCAAGACCCGACCCGACCUCGCAAGCUAUACGGAGAACCGGAAGAACCACCGCAAGUACCGCCCGUUCACGGCCAUGGAAGAGCGCGCGCUCAUCGAGGGCGUGAAAAAGUACAACGGCCAGCGCAACGUGUGGAGCCUCAUCCUAGUCGACAAGGACCUCGGCGUGCAGUUCAACGACCGCUCCAACGUGCAGCUCAAGGACAAGUACCGGACCCUGCGGCGGUCCGGGCUCGUCAACACAGUCUCGGUCUCGACGCCAAGCAACCGCAAGGCCAACCGCCCCGGCAAGCUCGGGCUCAUGCGCGGUCCGCUCUCGCCCAAGAGCCGGCAGACACUCAACGCGGCGGCAGCACAGCUCGCGAGCAGCUCACUCUUGCAGCAGCAGCAGUCGAUGUUUACCGACCCGAAUCUCUUCAUGUCGACGCAGCUCAACCUUGGUCAGCUCGGACAGCUCACGAUCGCGCAAGCCCAAGCCCAAGUGCAAGCGCAGCUGCAGGCCACCGUGCAGGCCACCGUGCAGUCCCAGUCGCAAGCCGCCCAGGCCGCCCAAGCCAAAACGUUCUCGCAGAUGCUGGCGGCCGCCAACUCGAGCUACAACAAUGCGCUGCCUGCGUUCAUGAUGUCGGGCUCGGCCUCGCCACAGAACGCCCUCUCAUUUUACAACUCGGCGACCGGAUCGCCGCAGCCCGCAGGCGAGACCACCAAGCGCAACGGCAAGGGCGUGCGCAGCGGCAAGGCCCCCAAGGCUCUGCUCGCGUCGACAACGCCAAAGGUCAAGAACGUCCUCGACAAGAUGGACGCGCCGCUGUCACCGCCGCUGCUCGACAACAUGAUCCCGAUGCCUGCCUCGGUGCAAAACAGCGGCCGGCCGACCGGAUUCUGA
This is a messenger RNA of Saprolegnia diclina VS20, 1245 nucleotides long. RefSeq lists its product as hypothetical. Lineage: Eukaryota; Oomycota; Saprolegniomycetes; Saprolegniales; Saprolegniaceae. The transcript is spliced from 2 exons. The record is from RefSeq and is a predicted model, not a curated record. The coding region runs from base 1 to 1245 and encodes 414 amino acids.